This is a messenger RNA of Panicum virgatum (switchgrass), 2144 nucleotides long. RefSeq lists its product as uncharacterized. NCBI's taxonomy places the organism in Eukaryota, Viridiplantae, Streptophyta, Magnoliopsida, Poales, Poaceae. The record is from RefSeq and is a predicted model, not a curated record. The transcript is spliced from 2 exons. The coding region runs from base 629 to 1342 and encodes 237 amino acids. Gene Ontology annotation, molecular function: protein dimerization activity.
UUUCCUUUCUGAAUCCAUGUUUAUACUUACUCUAAAAUUGGACAAGGUGACUGCAUCUGGAACUGAUUUUCCUUUCUGAAUCCAUGUAUAUACUUGCUCUGAAAUUGAACUGAUUUUCUGAAAACAAAGCAAAUUGUUGACUGCAUCUACAUGUAUAUACUCGCUCUGAAAUCUGUGAAAUUUUUGACUGAUUUUGCUUUGAUGUGGGAUGGAUAUACUCAAUUGUGAUUUGUUGACUGAUUGCUUGAACUAAGAUGGCGGGAACAAAGAGUGAUGCUGCAACUGGAACUGGAACAGAGGGAGGAAAUGUCUUGAAAAGGAAUUCAGAUGAUGUGGGAUGGGAGUAUGGGGUUCUUGUUGACCCGAACAACAAGGACAAGGUGAAGUGCAUACUUUGUGACAAGGUGAUAUUUGGAGGAGUUUAUCGGUUGAAGCAGCAUGUUGCUGGGGAACGAAAGAAUGCGAAGAAAUGCCCGGGCAAGAAGACCACCCCAGAGAAGUUACAGGAGGUUCAAGAAAAGUGUAAGAAAGCACUAGAUUGUGCAAAAAGGAAGAGGGAGGAGAGGACUAUUUGUGAGCUGGAACUUAGAGAGGAUGUUCAUGUGUCUAGGGUGGAGGGUCAGAGGAAAUGGAAGUGACAAGUGUUGGAAGUUCGCAGCCUCACAAAUUAGGCCCCAUGGACAAAUGGACAAAAGCUAUUGAUCCUACAGCAACCAAAUCUGAAUCUUUGUCUCAACAGAAGCUGAACAAGGAACUUUGGAAAGAAAGAUUACCUGAGGUGCAUAAAUAUAUUGCAAGAUGGGCCUUUAACCAUGCAAUACCAUUCAACGCAUGUGACAACGAUGAGUUCAAGCAAAUGUGUGAAGCAAUUGGACAAUUUGGGCCCGGAAUUGAACCUCCAACUAUGUUUGACCUGCGAGGGAAAUUGCUGGAAGAAGAAUAUGCAAGGACCAAGAGUUUGCUGCAAGAAUGUGAAGCCGAGAAGAUGAAGAAUGGGUGCUCUAUUAUGACCAAUGCUUGGUCAGAUAAGAAGAGGAGAAGCAUAAUGAAUGUGUGCACUAACUGUGCUGAUGGAACCAGUUUUAUUUCAUCAAAAGAGAUGUCAGAUGUGUCACACACAAGUGAAGUCAUCUUUGAACUAGUGGACAAAGCAAUCGAAGAUAUUGGUCCGGAUGAUGUAGUGCAAGUUGUGACUGAUAAUGCUUCUAACAACAUGGGAGCAAAGAAGCUACUACAUGAGAAGAGACCACAUAUCUUUUGGACCUCUUGUGCAACUCACAGAAUCAACUUGAUGCUCCAAGGAAUUGGGAACAUGCCUCGGUACAAGAAGGUGAUUGAAUAAACAAAGGCAUUCAAUAUAUUUGUCUAUGGGCACACAAGAACACUAGAGUGCAUGAGAUACUUCACUGAGGGGAAAGAGAUAGUAAGGCCAGGAGUGACUAGGUUUGCUUCAAACUAUCUGACUUUGAACAACAUACAAGAGAAGAAGGACCAGCUAAGAAAAAUGGUGGUUCAUAGUAGGUGGGACUCAUUGAAGGAUGUGAAAUCAAAGAAGGGAAAAAAUGCCACAGCAACUGUAUUGAAUCUAAACUUUUGGAAGGAUGUGAAGUUGACAUUGGCUGUUUUUGAACCAUUGUUCAAAGUUCUCUAUUUGGUUGAUGGAGAUGUGAAGCCAUCCAUGGGUUUUGUACAUGGAGAACUAUUGAAGGCAAAGAGACAGAUCAAAGAGGCCCUUGGCAAUGUUGAGUCCCGUUUCAAGGAUGUUAUUGCUGUUGUUGACAAGAAGAUGGCUGGAAGACUUGAUUCGCCAUUGCAUUUGACUGCUUAUUUGCUGAAUCCACACUAUAGUUAUGCUGACCCAUUAGUCUUUGAUGCUCCCAAAAUAACAGAAGAAUUUAUCAGUUGUGCGGAGACUUUUUAUUAUCAUGAUGAGGAAAUGCAAGAACAAGCUGCCAACUUUGAACUCUAAAAAUUUCAGAAUAGAGAAGGACCAUUUAGCAAGAAGCUUGCAAGUACUUUUGAAAACUUUGAAUAUAAUCCAGGUACAAGUUGUUUGCUGAUUUUACAUGUUUGUUGUGUGGAACUUUGAACUUCCUACUAACUUUGAAAACUUUGAACUUCCUACCAACUAAUAGGAAGUUUUU